CCCAUCCAUUGAGGCCACUGUCACUGUUACCGCCAACGGAGAAACUAUAUAAAUUGUCUUUGCUGGCCUGCCUCGUGCUACAUUGACCAUCAUCGCUGGCAGGAGACACCAUUGUUUUACGACUGUUGCGAAGCGAGGGAAAGCGAAAAUGGAAACUCCAACAGUCCCGAUCAACUUCGUCCCUGCGACCUCCGGCGAGACCUUCAAAGUCGGAACGAUCACCAUUCGCAUCAUGGAAGACGGAUCACGGACAGACAAUCGUAUAGGCUCAGCAGAGUUCACUGUUCCGCCGCAUACUUCAGGGCCUCCGCCGCACUGGCAUGAGAUGCACGACGAAACCUUCCUGGUAACGCAAGGCACAUUACGCUUCCAUGCAUUGAAUGGUCAAACCGUCGACGCAAAGCUGGGGGACUACGUCACGGUACCGACACGCUCACCGCAUACGUUCUCCAAUCCGUACGACGAGGAGGCCAAGUUCUUCAACACGUACACGCCGGCGUUUUAUAUCAAUUACUUCAAACUCCUUGCGACGCUGGGGGAGUCCGGGAAGCCGAUGAAUCCGGAGGCCAACCGGAGAGCCAUGGCGUACUUCGCCACGAUUGGCAUCGCCGAUGAUGAGAUGCAGAUGGACAAGAAGCAGUUCUAUGGUGACGGGGAGAAGAAAGUGGGCGGAGCAUGAUUGUAUGCUGAGAGAUACUAGUUCGAGACAAUUGAAUGAUUAUGCGGGCACCGCCUAGCAUUG
Messenger RNA from Exophiala xenobiotica, 742 nucleotides. RefSeq lists its product as uncharacterized. Bases 149 to 679 code for a protein of 176 amino acids. The record is from RefSeq and is a predicted model, not a curated record. The transcript is spliced from 5 exons. NCBI's taxonomy places the organism in Eukaryota, Fungi, Ascomycota, Eurotiomycetes, Chaetothyriales, Herpotrichiellaceae.